Messenger RNA from Morchella importuna, 918 nucleotides. RefSeq lists its product as uncharacterized. The transcript is spliced from 3 exons. NCBI's taxonomy places the organism in Eukaryota, Fungi, Ascomycota, Pezizomycetes, Pezizales, Morchellaceae. The record is from RefSeq and is a predicted model, not a curated record. Bases 1 to 918 code for a protein of 305 amino acids.
AUGUCCUCCCUCAUUAGGACGAUCGAAAUUGACAGCGAGUAUUACGAUGAUGAUUCCAACGAUGUCCCCGAUUCGGAGGAGUUGCUCGCCAGGAGCACGGCCAGCAGGGUGGAUAACUCGCACAAUUCCCUCACUGAUGAAAUCACGGCGUUGGAUGAUAAAAUGGAGGAAAUGUUUCGGACUUGCACCAGCAACAAGGCGGAGCUCAAGGCAUUGAACAUGCUUCAAAAGGCCGCUGAGAAACGACAUGCAACUUCCUUAACGGACUACGGAAAGAUGGUAAAGCAGAAGCAAAGGUUAGAGGCGCAGCUUCUCAAGCAGAAACAUGAAGCCGCAGUCAUCAAAAAGGAGAACAGUGUCCGGAAGACUUUAAAAAGAACUAGGAACAGAUCUUUAAAGUCCGAAACCUCCGGUUACUCUGGCUCAGAUUCCGGGGUUUUUCUUCCUCAGAAUGCGGUCAAGGCCAUAAGGUCUAUGCCUCCCCCGAGCCCGCUCAAGCCUUAUAAAUCUAUGCCUCCUCCAAGCUCGGUCAAGACUAAUAAGUCCAUGCCUCCUCCGAGCUCGGUCAAGACCAUUAAGUCCAUUCCUUCUUCGACCCCGGCCAAGACCAUUAAACCUAUGCUUCUUGAGAGCGCAGUCAAAGCCAGUAGACCGAUACCUACUCCAAGCCCGGCCACGGUCAAGGCCACCAAGUCUAUACCUCCUUCCACCCCGAGCAAGGCUAUUAAAUCCAUACCUACUCGGAGCGUAGCUAAGGCCGCCAGGUCUACGCCGUCUCUAGCUCAGGCUAAAACCAAUAGAUCUACGCCAUUUCCGAUUGAGGUCCAGAUUAAACCUAUGAUUCGACCCUUCCGUCGCGAAGAGUAUACCCGCCUCUCUGAAAGUAGCGCAACCCCUGGACCCCUCAAAUCUGCAUAA